Molecule: messenger RNA, 912 nt
Organism: Candidula unifasciata
Lineage: Eukaryota; Metazoa; Mollusca; Gastropoda; Stylommatophora; Geomitridae
Source: the annotation of a GenBank genome assembly
AUGGACGACCAGUCGUCCUUGUACUCGGAUUCCGACGGGCCAGACUCUGCCGUGAAGAGGCUGAAAAGGAGCAUGACCCUGGAUUUUAAUUCGAGUUCCGCGACUAAACAGAAGAAAUUAGCGACAGUGUUAGCGUCGCCAGAUUUAAACAUGCUAAAGUUAGCGUCGCCAGAGUUGGAGAAGAUGAUUAUUCAAGCCAACGGACUAGUGACGACGACGCCUACUCCGACACAGUUUAUAUUUCCCAAGUUUGUGACGGAGGAGCAGGAGGCGUACGCCAGGGGUUUCGUCGAUGCUUUAGCAGAACUGCAAAGUACUGGAGCCAUAACGGUGAAUCGCAGCCAAGAACUUACAAGAACUUUCACAACUUUAACCGUGCCAACAGCUCUUUCUCAAAGUGCGACUCUACCUACAGCUGCCACCGUCCCCGUGUUCCCUCCACCAAGUGAUUUGCCUACAACCACGUCUGUUCCCGGUGGACCAGUACCUAGAGCACAUCGCCCAGCCAGUCCUCCAAAAGCAGCUCUUCCAACGUCCAAGGCGAGCAUGACGGUGCCCGUCUCUAGGCCGGACAUAAGGAUACCACACAUUAAAGACGAACCACAAACGGUUCCUUGCCUAAGCUCAUCGCCUCCUCUGUCGCCUAUCAACAUGGAGUCCCAAGAAAAGAUUAAACUCGAAAGGAAGCGAGCCCGCAAUCGGGUUGCCGCCCGCAAAUGUCGUACACGCAAACUUGAGAGAAUCUCCAGGCUAGAGGACCGUGUCAAUGAACUUAAGGGACAGAAUAGCGACCUUGUCACAACAGCAAGCAGCCUUCGCGACCAGGUGAUGAAGCUCAAACAGAGGAUUGUCGAACAUGUCAACAGUGGAUGCCAGAUCAUGAUGCCUAUGUCACAGAACAUGGCGUUUUAG